AGGUUCCCCCCAUGUUGCUAAUCAGCAGCAUCACUAAGCCAUAAAUCCCAGCAGGACGGGACUCCUUUGGGUUCUGUGCAUCUCUAUGUGCACUGGUGGAACAUAGGAAUAUUACUCCCCCCCAGGCAGGAUGGUCAGCCAUUUAGCUUUCCUGAAAAACAUGAAGAUUAAGCUGAGGACCCAGAACCAGUAUGUGCGCUGCGGGCUGGCAGAGUUCCUGGGCACGCUCAUUCUAAUCCUGUUUGGCUGUGGUUCUGUGGCGCAGAUGGAGCUGAGUGGUUUUGCCAAAGCCCAGUUUCUGAGCGUUAAUAUGGCGUUUGGCUUCGCAGUCACUGCUGGAGCUUACGUAUGCGCCGGUGUGUCGGGUGCCCAUCUGAAUCCUGCCGUGUCCCUCGCCAUGUUCAUACUGAAGAAGCUGAGCUGGAGGCUGCUCCUUACCUACUGCCUGGCACAGUUCCUCGGGGCUUUCAUUGGAGCCGCUCUGGUCUUUUCUCUUUAUUAUGAUGCCUUGCACGUGUACAGCAGUGGGAACUGGACAGUCUAUGGCCCCCAGGCUACAGCAGGGAUAUUUGCUUCCUACCCCUCCGAGCACCUCAGUGUCAUAAAUGGCUUUACAGACCAGGUGAUUGCCACAGCGGCUCUGCUGAUCUGUAUCCUGGCUAUACUGGAUGAAGCCAACAACGCAGCACCCAGGGGCCUACAGCCUUUUCUAAUUGGCAUUGUGGUGCUGCUGGUUGGGCUAGCAAUGGGGUUUAACUGCGGGUACCCCAUAAAUCCGGCUCGAGACCUCGCACCGCGCUUCUUCACGGCUAUUGCAGGCUGGGGCUCCGAGGUCUUCAGCGCCGGAGGCCACUGGUGGUGGGUGCCGGUUAUAGGACCUUUGGUAGGUGGGGUGCUCGGCGUGGUAAUCUAUGAAGUAUUCAUCGAAUUCCACCAUCCUCCUGCCAAUCAAAAGCAAGAAUCCGAGGAACCCACUGAGGGAACCCAUCGUCCUCACUAUGAGCUUGUUCAGUCCUCUGCUUAAGGGGUUGUUUCAUUCAUCUCCUACUUUGCCUUACAACCCAGCUUUAAUGCAGACCAACUGCAUCUGUUAACCCCUUAAUGGCCCCACCCUGAUUUGGAAUCUGCUCCUUGGUUGGCCGUGUAGGCACAGGGCUAUCCUCUCUCAUUGGCGGCAAGUCCCUUGAUCUAAUUAUUCUAUAAAUAGUGAUCCUGUGUAAAAACCCUUGUAGUAACUUUUUUAUUUAUUUAUAUUUUUAAAUAAGUUGAAUAAAGUAAUCUCCAUUAGUAUGGCU
Molecule: messenger RNA, 1295 nt
Organism: Xenopus tropicalis (tropical clawed frog)
Lineage: Eukaryota; Metazoa; Chordata; Amphibia; Anura; Pipidae
Product: aquaporin-3
Exons: 6
Coding region: 131-1024 (297 amino acids)
Biological process (GO): transmembrane transport; urea transmembrane transport
Cellular component (GO): plasma membrane; membrane
Molecular function (GO): channel activity
Source: RefSeq, a predicted model, not a curated record